Messenger RNA from Gryllus bimaculatus (two-spotted cricket), 1299 nucleotides. The record is from the annotation of a GenBank genome assembly. Lineage: Eukaryota; Metazoa; Arthropoda; Insecta; Orthoptera; Gryllidae.
AUGUCUCUAUUGAUGCCACAAAAGUGCCACUCUGAACAGACAUGUGGCGACCGAUGGCAUCUUGCUGGAAGCAGCCUCGGCGCGGCGGUGCACCCGCUCGUAACCGUAACGCAGACCCACUCGUACGCCGGCGAGGCGCCCGCCGGGCUGCCCCUGACCGGCGCCGUGGGCAGCGCCAGCGGCGCGCCCGCCGCCAAGAAGCCCUCGGCCGACACUUCGCCGGCGCACUCGCAGGUGUCGCGCAACUCCUCGCGGCGCUCCAAUGCCUCUCUCUUGCAGCUGCAAUUCUCCAACGGGAAGCUGGACGAACGCUCCGGCUCCGGAGCAGCGCGCAAGACUAGUGCGCUGGAUGUGUCGCAGCUAAGAGUUUCGCUCAAAGACAUCGCUUGCUACCUCUCACUCAUUGAAGGGGGCCGACCAGAAGACAAGUUGGAAUUCAUGUUCCGCUUGUAUGAUACGGAUGGAAAUGGCGUAUUAGAUACCAACGAAAUGGAUUGCAUUGUCAACCAGAUGAUGACUGUAGCAGAAUACCUGGGAUGGGAUGUCACGGAGCUGAAGCCGACAACACCUCAUAACCCGCAAAAAAAGAAAAAAAAAGCGGAUCGUGAAAUUGAUUUCAAGCUUCUUCGUCGGCAGAUUUUGCAAGACAUGAUGGUGGAAAUUGACUACGACGCAGACGGGACCGUGUCCCUGGAGGAGUGGAAGCGCGGUGGAAUGACGACCAUUCCGCUGUUGGUGUUGCUGGGCUUGGAUACGAAUGUGAAGGAAGAUGGACAGCACUUAUGGCGCUUGAAGCACUUCAGCAAACCGGCCUACUGCAAUCUGUGUUUGAACAUGCUAGUUGGUCUGGGAAAGAAGGGUCUCUGCUGCGUAUUCUGCAAGUACACCGUGCACGAACGGUGCGUCCAGCGGGCGCCCGCCUCGUGCAUCGCCACCUACGUCAAGUCCAAGAAGACGGCGCCCACCAUGUCGCACCACUGGGUGGAGGGCAACUGCCACGGCCGGUGCGCUCGCUGCCGCAAGCCCAUCAAGGCGUAUAACGGCAUCACCGGCCUGCAUUGCCGCUGGUGUCAGACGACGCUACACAACCGCUGCGCGUCGCAGGUGAAGCCCGAAUGCUCGCUGGGAGAGUUCCGGGUGCACAUCCUGCCGCCGACCGCCAUUUGCCCCAUCGUGCUGGACCGCCAGCGCAGCUUCUGCCGCGACCAGCGACGCGUCCAGCGCUCCGCUUCGGCCUCGGGCGCAGCUGCCCUGCCGGACUCUGCUUCUUCCGUACGUGCUGUGCCGGCCGUGCCUUAA